This is a messenger RNA of Fusarium odoratissimum NRRL 54006, 852 nucleotides long. RefSeq lists its product as uncharacterized. The transcript is spliced from 2 exons. Bases 1 to 852 code for a protein of 283 amino acids. The record is from RefSeq and is a predicted model, not a curated record. NCBI's taxonomy places the organism in Eukaryota, Fungi, Ascomycota, Sordariomycetes, Hypocreales, Nectriaceae. Gene Ontology annotation, molecular function: glutamic-type endopeptidase activity. Gene Ontology annotation, biological process: proteolysis.
AUGAAGUUCCUCUCUAAAGUGUUGCUGUUUUGCGCACUCGCAAAUAGCGCAACAUUGGCUAUACCAAAGUCAAAGCAGUUUACUUCUAGCAAUUUCUUGCUUGAGAGCAGGGCUCAACACCAGACCCGAGAUGUGAAAAACCUAACGAGCUAUAUCUGGAACGGAGGCGAGGUUGCUGGUCCACGCUUUGCAUCCGUCACUGCCGAAGUCAUCAUCCCCAAUAUCACCUUCCCCUAUGGAUACAAUGCCAGUGCAAGAUACGGCGCUUCAGUUUGGGUCGGAAUUGGUGGAGACCAGAAUACCUGUGAUGAUCCUGCACGUAUCAACAACGGGGGUCUCAUUCAAGGAGGUUAUUACUACCUAUACGACCCUGAGGGUGACUUUGGCGUUUUCGCCUUCUACGAGUGGUUCCCAGACGGACCCGUCUUCUUGGACGACACGGAGGGCAUCGAGACUUCGAUUGGUGACCACGUGCGCAUGACCGUUACCCAAAAGGACAACGUUACUGGUACCUUCACGUGGGAAAACUUCACAUCUGACAAAAAAUUUACAAAAGAACUAAAGGCACCUGUAAAUGGGACCUUGUGCACGAAUCAUGCAGAAUGGAUUGUUGAGAGCUUUAUGACGACCAAGGACCAUGAGACUCUGUUCCCGGACUUUGGUGAAUUACACUUUACUGAGAUCAAGGCCAUCUCGGCAGCAAACGAGGAGGUAUCGCUACAGGAGCAUGGCAUUAUCGUCGAGGCCGAGCCUGUGCUCGGGAACGGAAAGUACUUGACCGAUUGUGAGAUAACGGGAUCGGAUGCUACGAAAUGCAAAUGGCUUGGAUACAAGGGUAUUUUCGAAAGCUAG